This is a messenger RNA of Symbiodinium necroappetens, 1119 nucleotides long. The record is from the annotation of a GenBank genome assembly. Lineage: Eukaryota; Dinophyceae; Suessiales; Symbiodiniaceae.
AUGGCGCCUGCCAGCGCGGCGGCUGCGAGUGAGGAAGGCUUUGAGCUGGAGUUCUCUGAUCUGAUCCCGCCUCUUUCCACGGCCCGGUUCUUGGAGGAGUUCUGGGGGCAGAAAGUUUUUUCGACUUCUCUGUGCGAGGAUCUCCUGACAAUCCUCAGCGUGGGCUUUCACGACGGAAACCUGUCCGAAUGUGUUGCGGACUGCAGGAAGGAAGAUAAUGUCCAGUUCACUGAAGCAGAGUUGGAAGGGUUCCAGGCAGAUCUGGAGCAGCGAAGGAGUGUGAUCUUGCCGUUCUGCUUCACGCCAGGGGCCAUUGACAUUAAGCGUGCCUUUAUCCAGGCAUGCUCUGGGUUCGGCAACGACAUUGAAGUUGGCAUGUACUUCUCGCGGCUCGGAUGCGAGCCGGCCCAGUGGCAUUUCGACCCGAACCACAAUCUGACGAUACAGAUUUUGGGAGAAAAAGACUGGUACUUCGCCGAAGGCAAUCCUCACACUUUCGGUGCUGCUAGAGGCAUGCGAGACAUGCCGAUGAACUUCAUGGAUCAGAGCAUCCCCAUCCCGGGCACAGGACCCUUGGACAGAUCGUGCUAUAACCUCCGGCCAGGAUCAGUGUUGUACAUUCCCCCAGGCCAUUGGCACUCUGUCACUCCGGUGCAAGGCGAGUGUGUCUCCGUGAACUUGCGGGUGGCAAACCUGCUUCAUGCAAAGUGGAUCUGUGAGGUAUUAUUUGCAGAGAUGAUCCGGGCCGCCCGGGGCCAGGGCACUUUAUGUGCAGUGCGACCUCCUGAUUUUGGGGGUCCUGGGCUGUCCCACGCCAUGAACCAGCAGGCAGCGCAUUGCCGAGAGCUGGAGUCCUUUUGGUGUCGUCCGCCACGCUGUUUUCCAUUUCAGAAGGAGCACUCGGACGGCCUCAGGCUGGGUGCGACGCUCGACUUCUUGAAGUCCAAGAACUUCUUGUGUGAUCGUUCCUUGCUGUCCAAAGAUGCGCUUGUCAUCAUGAGCCCGCUUGUGCCGGGAACCUGGGAGCUUCGUGCUUUGGGUCGUAGAGUCGACAUGGCGCGUGAACUACUUACUUCGAAGGUGCUUCUUCUGCUGGCAUUUGGCACAAGAGGCAUGUAG